This is a messenger RNA of Clunio marinus, 255 nucleotides long. NCBI's taxonomy places the organism in Eukaryota, Metazoa, Arthropoda, Insecta, Diptera, Chironomidae. The record is from the annotation of a GenBank genome assembly.
AUGUCUCACAUCUCAAUAAAUCUUUCUAAAAGUCAUCUCACACCACCUAAAAAUAUAAGUUCGAACAUGAUGUAUUGUGAUGAUGCUGUUCGUUCAAAAAAUCGGGAAGCAUGUAACAUCGAAAAUUUAAUGGAAUACGAAAUUCAAAGUUCAGGAAAAGAUGUUAGAACUAGAAAAUGUUUAAUGCUCAACUGCUUUCUUAAACAAUUCUUGAACAGCAAUUUCCUUGAUCCAAAUACUUUCAUUGAAUUUUAG